CAGGAAAUUUUGAGGGAGCUUAAUAUUCGGAGUUUAGAGGAGCUUUCAAACACCAAAGGGAUAGGAAAAAGUAAAGCAACUGCUCUUGUGGAAUAUCGUGAUAAUUUUGGACCAUUUAUUAGCAUUGAGGAACUCUUUCAAGUAAAAGGCUUUGGUGUGGCAUUUUUUAAAAGACUUGAAGAAGCUGGUGAAUUAGCACCAGUCAAGAAAAAGACUACCAAAGGACUCGAACAAAUCUGGAAUUUUUUGGAUUUGAAUAGGAAACAGGUGAGCAUCGUACUGAAGCUAACAAUAUUGUGGCCAUUUGUCUUAUGAUGUGUCCAUCUUGUGUCUCUGGGCAACUUAAUUGCAGUGUAAUAAUAAUAAUAUUAUUAGAUAAUGUGAAUUGCAAAAAAAACAAUUAUUGUAUUUUUUGCAAUUCACAUCAUCUUUUCAUUCUUUUCAUUGGUUAAGAUGAACUCAACAAAUUGGCCUGCUCCCAAUCAAUGAAUGGUUCUUCAUAGCUCAGUUGAUAGAGCACGGUAGUGUUAACACAGAAGCCAUGGGUUCUGAUCCCAUUGAAGAUCUGAACAAACACUUUUUCCGGUUAAUUUGUAUUUUACUGCUUGAAAUGCUAUAACAACUGUGAUGAUCAUGCCUUCUGUUAAAUUUUGUAUUUUCUGCAGUUCACUUCUACAUUUAAUUGCAGUGUUUUAAGGGAGCAGUGUCAAGCUAUUUGUUAUGUUCUUCAAAGCUUAAGUGGUCUUCAUGUCAACUGAAUUUAAAAAAUAAAUCAGUCCAAUUUUGUACAUGUAUAUGUUGUAGUUAAUUUUUUAUCUCUGGUAAUUGUUGUUUUUCUUUUGUUUUUGGGUAUGGUAAUGUAUGCUAAUAAACUUGAAACAAAAGAAAAACAAAAAUUACCUGAGGUAAAAAAUUAAGUACAACAUAUACAAAUGGCCUAUGGAAAAUUCUAAAAAUCAUUAGGUAAUUCUAAAGAAUCAUCUAUGUACGUCAGAAUUUUUUUCAUCAUUUUAGGUGAUAUCAGAAAUUGUUUCUAUAGACAUUGGGUUUCAGAAUGCUGCUUGGGUUCAUAUGGACAAAGACAAACAAAUAUUGGACUGGUCAAGGGCUGAAAUUACCAAGCCAAAACCCUACAAUCCAGCUGUGUUUAAACCAUUGGUAAGUUUUUCCUUUCUUCUCAUUUACUUUUUUUAGUGAUUAAGUGUUAAUUUGUGUAUUUUUUACUCUUUUUCUCAUCCCACAUACGCAUACAUUCCUUAGUAGUAGAAUGGUACAGAGCAGAGCAUAUUUUGCUGCCUGUCCUUGCCGAUCGUAACAAUGCAGUAACACAGACAAAAAAAAAGUAGGAUGAUUUCUUCUGCUCAGCAACAAAAGUGGCUAAGAAAACAGCUCCAAAUUUCAUUCCCUUGCCAAACUCCGCCUGCAGAAGUUGUAUCAUCUGAUUGACCUUGAUUGGACUCUGACGCAAUCAAAAGGGUGAUGCAAACAUCCUUUUUGCUUGAGUAUAAAAUUAUGUGGGCAGAAAGAUGAUGAUAGGGCUCAUUGAUCAUUUGUCCCAUUUUGCUCUUGAAUGCCAUACUUUGACCGCAUACUACUGGUCUUCUUCAGGUGACACUGUUCUAUCAAUUUAUCAUAACAAGUGAUUAUCAUAAAGCAAAAUAAUGAGAAUGAGCCAUCUCAUACACAUAUCACAUUGAUCAAUAAUAUCUUUUAUUGUUAAUCAGUCAGAAUGAUCCAGAUAAUUGAAGCUUCUGUACAGUUUGUAUAUCAUUAUUCAAGCCAUCUGCUUGCUGUAAAUAUGACACAUCAACAAUAAUGGCUGGCGUUUUUUCCAGAUUUUUCGUUUUGGACCACUCAUAUCAGGAAAAUUAAGGAUGGUGCUAUUAAGAGGUAGCUGCUGGUAAUUCAGUGGGUCAAAGAGAGCUUACGACUGGCUCAAAUUAGGCUGGAAGUUAAUGGCAUGGGGUAAUUUGGAGUUUACGAAUUGAGGGGAGGUCUGAAAUUUAGGCUAGUAAUUUUGAAGGUGCACCUAGGCAAAAAGCCAGCUUGACUAAUAGAUGAGCCUACUGAGCUUUCCCUUAGCUACAUCCCAGGAAAAUACAGAAAAAUACUGGAUUCUGAUGAAAGUGGGCAACAGAGGUUCUCAGAGCUUGCAUUAAAGCGGCAUUCAUUAUGGUUAACUUUUAAGUGAAAAUUGAUGGGUGUUUCUGUUAAGAAAUACAGCCAAUAAUUUAGGUCAGCAUAUUACAAAAGGGAUAUUUGUAGAUGUUUGAAUCAGUAACAAAAAGGCAAGAAGAACUGAAAUGUCUGGUUUAUUUAUUUCAUUUAAGGUUCAAGAUUUUGUGAACAGCAUUCCAAAAACAGAACUUUACGUUGUUGAAAUGCAAAGUCAUCGAAUCGGAAAACAAACUGCAGCCCUUCUUCCAUUUGCAGUGCAUCUUCGGGUUUUCGAAGCCAUGCUAACUUGUUUACUACCUGGCCUAGUGAUACCUUUUGAUCCUUUAUAUACUUCAAAACAUUUUUGCCUUCCAAGUGGAACUGCCAAAAAGAGGGCAUCAGUGAAUUUGGUGGAGAGUUUGUUUGUGGACAGAACAAUAGAGGAGCCUUUUGAGGCACAGUGUGAACAGUUUCUAAAAGAACAACAGGGAAUGGAAGGAAGUGAGGAUUUUGUUACAUCAUUCAUUGAAAGCCACCAAGCUAGUUUUGCUGGAAACAACACAAAGCCACUUCUUCAGAUUUCUCCUAAGUUUAUUGACUAUUUUAAAUCCUGUCAUAAAAAGGAUGACCUAAGUGAUUGUCUCCUGCAAGCUCUUGCAUUUUUGGACAUUGUUGUCGAGGGCAGAAAAUGA
This is a messenger RNA of Porites evermanni, 2849 nucleotides long. Lineage: Eukaryota; Metazoa; Cnidaria; Anthozoa; Scleractinia; Poritidae. The record is from the annotation of a GenBank genome assembly.